Molecule: messenger RNA, 366 nt
Organism: Camelina sativa (false flax)
Lineage: Eukaryota; Viridiplantae; Streptophyta; Magnoliopsida; Brassicales; Brassicaceae
Source: RefSeq, a predicted model, not a curated record
UGGAAGUUCCCCACCGGAGUAGUGAAUGAGGGUGAAGAUAUCCAUGAUGGCUCAGUCAGAGAGGUGAAAGAAGGGACUGGAGUGGACACAGAAUUCGUCCAAAUAUUGGCGUUCAGACAAACACACAAAGCCUUCCUUGAAAAGUCAGAUUUGUUCUUCGUGUGCAUGUUAAAGCCCCUUUCUUUGGAAAUCAAUGCACAAGAGUCAGAGAUUGAGGCAGCUCAGUGGAUGCCUUGGGAGGAAUACACAAAGCAACCAUUUGUACAGAAUAAUGAACUCUUGAGGUAUAUGAUAGACAUUUGCUCUGCUAAAACCGACGGAGGCUACGAAGGCUUCACUCCUAUUCGUGUCUCGGCGCCUGAUCAA